Drosophila grimshawi is the source of this 725-nucleotide messenger RNA. RefSeq lists its product as uncharacterized. NCBI's taxonomy places the organism in Eukaryota, Metazoa, Arthropoda, Insecta, Diptera, Drosophilidae. The record is from RefSeq and is a predicted model, not a curated record. The transcript has a single exon. The coding region runs from base 50 to 712 and encodes 220 amino acids.
AACAAAUUUCUCUUUACUAAUUGUGGGUAAGUCACUUUCUGUUGCCAACAUGAAUCCAGUUUGCCUGACGGACAUUAACAAACCCGAGUGCCAGACAUGGAUGAAGGAAGUCUGUGCCCGUUGCAGAAAGCUGUUGAACCGGCAUGCCGGCGAAUUCACAUUGUUCGAUGAGACACCAGCGGUAUACAAGGAUGUGCUGGACAUGACUUUCAAUGACUGCAGCAAACUGAAACAUCUGCUUCAACUGGAGGUGGCUGCAAUACACAAACGAGAAAUUCUAUCGAAUUUUACGUGGUGGCAAAAGUUAUUGUUAAUCUUGGUCUAUAUUGGAAUCGUUGUGCUGUUUGUGCUCGUGUUUCGUUAUUGUAGGAAAGCAUAUCAAGCCGGAGCUCAGCAGUUUGACGAAGAAUCCGCCAAACCGCCGACACCGCCUACCGAAAAGGCCCAACCGCCACGCCAGAAGAGCGAGAAGCGCAAAAAGUCCUUAAAGUCCUGGUUGCACUAUAGAUGUCGCCCCAUAUUUGUCCAUAACGAGGCAGCACUGAGACGUCAGCAGGCCAAGUACAAGGAGGUCGAGGCUAAUAGGGAGGAGCAUACGCAGAAGAACAUUGACAAGUGGACGAAGGCGCGCGAAAAGGUGGAAAGAAAGCGGCAGUUCCAAAGGGAUACAAUCAAGAUGAUGGAACAACAAAAAAAGCAAGAAAGACGAUGAAAGUAAACAAUAA